AUGCUUAAUAAACAGUAUAUAUAACCAAUUCAUACAAACAGAUAUAGUAUAAAGUGCUUUUAAGUAGAAGGAGUUUUAAUUCAUUAAAAGAAAAAAAUCUAUUUUUAAGUUAAAUAAAUUAUCACAAAUAUAAGAAGUCGAAUUUCAAUGAGCAAUAACAUUGGAUCAAAUUAAGCAAUUGAUGGAACAAACAAAAAUAUUCAAAAUUAUGUGCAAGAAUUAAAAAUAUGGAACAAUAAACUUGAACAACUUAAAUAGAAUAGAGAUAUUAAGGAUCGAGAAAACAAGAAAUUAAAAAUUUUAGGAAAAAAAGCUGUUGUUUUGAUGAAUCUAGGAAGAUAUUCUGAGGCGCUAGAAAUUUAUAAUUAUUUACUUAAUCAAGAAAUUGAUUGUAAGACAUAUAUUCAUAGGGGAAUCUGCUUAUGCAAAUUAAACAGAGAUGAAGAAGCGAUACUAAACUACAAUGAAGGAAUAUCAUAAUAUAAUGAUGCCUUUGAACUUUAUUACAAUAAAGGAUAUGUUUUAAAAAAACUAAAACGCUAUGAUGAAGCUAUUAGAAGUUAUGAUAUUUCACUAUAAUAUAAUUAAAAUGAUAUUAGCUCACUUCAUAAUAAAGGAAAUAUUUAUAAAAUUCUCUAAUAACUUGAUAAAGCAAUUGAGCAGUAUGAUGAAAUAUUAAAUAUAGAUCCUUAAAAUAUAAAUGCCUUAAUAAACAAAGGUUUAACUUUAAAGUAAUUGAAGAGAGAUUAAGAAGCAAGUAUUUGCUUUAAAAGAGCUCUAGAAUUAGAUAGCAAUUCAUAAAAAGUUAUUUAUAGAGAAACAAAUUAAUGUACUCUGUGUGAUUCUAAUUUAUCAUGCAAUUUGAUUUGA
Tetrahymena thermophila SB210 is the source of this 870-nucleotide messenger RNA. Its product is annotated as tetratricopeptide repeat protein. NCBI's taxonomy places the organism in Eukaryota, Ciliophora, Oligohymenophorea, Hymenostomatida, Tetrahymenidae. The record is from RefSeq and is a predicted model, not a curated record. Gene Ontology annotation, molecular function: protein binding. The transcript has 2 exons.